CAGGCAAAAAUCGAUGGUGCGCGGGUAAUAAAACAUCAGUUUGUGUGCUCUUCGUAUCAUCUCUCUUGCCUCGCAUUUUCUGCUACCGUUUUUCUUUUAAAAAGUGAUACAUCAGUUCAUUUUGACAGUUUCUAGAGCAAGGUGCUGAAAAUGGAGUCUGCUAUUUUACAUUUGGAGCAAAGUGUUCAGGAAGCUGAUGGAAAAUUAGAUAUGAUUGCAUGGCAAGUUGAUGCUUUUGAGAAAGAAUUUGCUGAUUCAGAAACAGAACCUGUCUCAGUUCUAAGACUGCUACGCUCUGUAACUCAAGUAAAAGAGGAGUAUCAAGUACUGCGCCAAGAUAUACAAGAAGUUCAACAACUUCAAAAACAACUCACGGGAUUACUCAGAAAUCAGUUAAUGCAGGUACAUGGUCAUUUCAAUGUAUUGAGAAACAGAAUUGUUGGGCAGAAUAGGACACCUCAAUUAAAGUAAAUUAAAAUAUGGUUAUUUUAAGUGUUUAGAAGCUAUUAUUCUUUUUUAAUACUUAUUUAUUGUUUUUUUUUUAUCUUUACUAUCAUUCAAUUCAUAUGUUAUUACUAUGAUGAAUUUCAUUCGCAUAAGCUGAAGAUCUGUGGCUCUUAAAGAUUUAUUUUUUAUUAUUUCAAGAAUGAAUAUGUCAUAAUUUAUUUUAAGUUUCACAUUCAAAAUGUUUCAACAUGGACAUAAAUCAAUAAAAAUUGAAAGUCUUGCGAUACGUAUAAUGAAUUAGUACUUCAAGUCAUAUACAAAAUUAUGAAUCUAUAAUUCAAUUCAAAUUAUUGUAAUUAUUUUACUCAAAAACUGCAUUUUAAAAAUUUGCAUAUUAGCUUAAGUUAUGCUUGCGGAUAAUAUAUUGCAUAUGCUCAUAGUGUAGUGCUUAUCAUGGUAACUCCAUAUAAAGUGGAGCCUCAUUCAUUGCAGAUAUGUAUUGCAUGGAUGGGCAAAUAAUAAAUAUUAAUUUUAUAAAUUGAGUAAA
Trichogramma pretiosum is the source of this 994-nucleotide messenger RNA. RefSeq lists its product as uncharacterized. NCBI's taxonomy places the organism in Eukaryota, Metazoa, Arthropoda, Insecta, Hymenoptera, Trichogrammatidae. Bases 151 to 471 code for a protein of 106 amino acids. The transcript has 3 exons. The record is from RefSeq and is a predicted model, not a curated record.